AUGACACGGGAUGAGCUGGACCAAGAGGAGGUCAGAAAGCAGGUGGCCAAGGAGCAAGCCUCCGCCCCGAAGCUCCUUGCUGGCCUGGCGGCGCUGCAGGCCACCAGGAGGGGGUGGGGGUCCGGUGAUACGAAGAUCCGUGCUUCACUGCUGCCCUCCGAAAAGGGUACCCCCCCUGAACCCCGAGACCUGAACCCGAGGUUUUUGCGGCUUCCGGGGAAGGUGGCUUUGGGAGUGGCUUUGAGCUACGCCGGAUCUUUUUGGUAA
Symbiodinium natans is the source of this 267-nucleotide messenger RNA. NCBI's taxonomy places the organism in Eukaryota, Dinophyceae, Suessiales, Symbiodiniaceae. The record is from the annotation of a GenBank genome assembly.